This is a messenger RNA of Siniperca chuatsi (mandarin fish), 4288 nucleotides long. Its product is annotated as cadherin-18. NCBI's taxonomy places the organism in Eukaryota, Metazoa, Chordata, Actinopteri, Centrarchiformes, Sinipercidae. The record is from RefSeq and is a predicted model, not a curated record. Gene Ontology annotation, cellular component: catenin complex; plasma membrane; adherens junction. The coding region runs from base 659 to 3049 and encodes 796 amino acids. The transcript is spliced from 12 exons. Gene Ontology annotation, biological process: multicellular organism development; calcium-dependent cell-cell adhesion; homophilic cell-cell adhesion. Gene Ontology annotation, molecular function: calcium ion binding; cadherin binding.
ACCGACCAAUCGGGUGCCUUCCUCUGCCUGAGCCACCGCAGUAGCCGGGCAGGAUUGGAGGAUGCUUGGAGGAGAGAUAGAUGCGCACACAAGCACCGGCUCGCCUCGCUCGUCCCGUCGCCCGCACACACACACGGGGAGAAAGGGAGAGUAUCAGCUCUCCGCAAGCCGUGCAGUCAAGCUCUGCCCUGGAGAGGAUGACAGCGGUAGGGGGAGGACAUUGAAAGAGAGACGGAGGAGAGGAGAAAUGAGGAACACACUCUAACUCGUGCUUCGUUUUCACCGUGAAUCAGCUGUCAUGUGUGUUCAGGGGAGUGCACGCGGACAGGAAAUCCAGAAUGGCUUCCGGGAUUAACCUCUGCUCUUGGUAGAACUACCCAGAAGUUCACGUCCAUUUGCACAGCAUCUCAGAGCUGGGGAAAUUCCAUAAUGUAAAUUAAUGUCUUGCAUUUUUUUCGUUAAACCUUCUGCUUUGGGCCAUGAACCUUAGAGGAUCUACUGGGACGACCUUUUCCUCAGUUUGGAUUUAGAUCCCUCUUUUACUGGGACUACUGCACAGGCCUGCAGCGGUGGCUAUUGGUGGCGGCUGCGGCGGCGGUGGUGGGAGGACCUUACCACCUUGGAACACGGGGAUAACUUUACAAAAGCACGUGCCACCAUGAGGAUAUCCACCACCUCCUGUCUCUGUCCCUUUCUGGUCUGCCUCUGCUUCAUCCAGAGGUGCUGUGGGGCGAGCCACCAUGUCCCCAGUAAUGUGCCCUCCAAGAACCAGACCAAACUGGCCAACGGAGAGACGGAGGUGCACCACAGGCCUAAGCGUGGCUGGAUCUGGAACCAGUUCUUUGUUUUAGAAGAGCACAUGGGACCAGAUGCACAGUAUGUGGGGAAGCUUCACUCAAACUCAGAUAAAGGUGAUGGAUCCGUCAGGUACAUUCUGAGUGGGGAAGGAGCUGGGACUAUAUUUAUCAUCGACGAAGUGACAGGAGAUAUUCAUGCCACUAAGAGCCUGGAUCGGGAAAGGAAAACACAUUAUGUCCUGCAUGCACAAGCCUUGGACCGCAACACAGAGGAAGCCCUGGAACCAAAGUCGGAAUUCAUCAUCAAAGUACAAGACAUCAAUGACAAUGCGCCCAAAUUUACAGAUGGACCCUUUGUAGCUACGGUGCCUGAGAUGUCUGAAGUGGGUGUUUCAGUGUUGCAAGUCACGGCAACUGAUGCUGACGAUCCCACCUAUGGAAACAGUGCCAGAAUAGUCUACAGUAUUCUACAAGGACAGCCAUAUUUCUCCGUCGACCCCAAAACAGGAAUUAUCAGGACUGCCUUAGCUAACAUGGACCGGGAAGCCAGAGAACACUACACUGUUGUUAUCCAAGCCAAAGACAUGGCAGGCCAGGUCGGAGGCCUCUCUGGCUCCACCACCAUCAACAUCACUCUGACAGACAUCAACGACAACCCACCCAAGUUUCCCCAAAAAAAUUACCAGCUGUACGUCCCUGAAUCAGCUCAAGUAGGGAAACCGGUAGGGAAGAUCAAAGCCAAUGAUGAGGACCUUGGCAUCAAUGCAGACAUCAAGUACAGCAUCAUUAACUCAGAGGGGGCCAAUAUGUUCUCCAUAUCCACAGACAGGGACACGAGAGAGGGAAUCAUCAGCCUCAAAAAGCCUCUGAACUACGAGAGGAAGAAGACCUACACUCUCCACAUUGAGGGGGUGAAUACACAUGUGGAUCCUCGUUUUUCCUAUCUUGGUUCUUUCAAAGACACUGCCACCCUUAAAAUCACAGUUGGGGAUGUGGACGAAGCUCCUGUCUUUUCUAUAAAUCAUUAUAUCAUGGAUGUAUAUGAGAACGCACCCAGUGGCACAGAAGUGGGCGCUGUAACGGCUCGAGAUCCUGACAGCAGGAACAGUCCUGUCAGAUAUUUCUUGGACAGCAAAGAGGAAGGAGUAAGGUACUUCAGAAUCGAUGAAAACAGUGGAGUUGUACGGACGACACAGCCUCUGGACAGGGAAGACAUGCCUUGGCACAACAUCACUGUGAUGGCCUCGGAGGUUGACAACCCCAGCCUUCUCAGUCACGUUCCUGUUACCAUCCAGGUGCUGGACAUGAACGACAAUCCACCAGAAAUAGCUACAGACGAGGAGGUCAUUGUGUGUGAGAGCUCAAGGCCGGGACAGGUGAUCCAGACUGUCACAGCAGUGGAUAAGGAUGACUUUGCCAAUGGACAGCGGUUUUCUUUUGCUUCGCCAAGCCAGCUACCAGUUAAUCCCAACUUCACCCUGAAAGACAAUGAAGACAGCACGGCCAGCAUCAUUGCUAGGCGACGGCGUUUCAACCACCUGACCCAAGAGCUGUACGAGCUGCCCAUUGUGGUGUGGGAUGGUGGGGAGCCAUCACUGAGUGGCACCAGCACCUUGACCCUGCGGGUGUGCCCAUGCCAACGCCACGGCAGGAUCCGGAUGUGCCAAGGCGAGGCGUUCCUCUCCUCAGCGGGUCUCAGCACGGGGGCUCUGAUUGCCAUCCUGCUGUGCAUCGUCAUCCUGCUGGCCAUCGUGGUUCUCUUCAUCACACUGAGACGAAGCAAGAAAGAGCCCCUUAUCAUCUCCGAAGAGGACAUCCGAGAGAAUGUGGUCACCUACGACGACGAGGGCGGAGGCGAGGAGGACACCGAGGCCUUUGACAUCAUCGCCCUUCGUAACCCAGCUGCCGCUGAAGAGCUCAAGUUCCGACGGGACAUUCGCCCAGAGGCAAGGCAACACUGCGGCCUGCUCCGCAGCCGCCGAAGCCCGUCAGUGGAGCUGGACGAGGUGGAUGUGCACGAGUUCAUCAAGCAGAGACUGGUGGAGGCCGACAUGGACACCAGUGUGCCGCCCUACGACUCCCUCCAGACCUACGCUUACGAGGGCCAGGGCUCACCCACAGGAUCCAUCAGCCCUUUAGACUCUCCUGGCACGCAGUCAGAGCAGGAUUAUAACUACCUGGACGACUGGGGGGCUGAGUUCCAGAAACUGGCAGAACUCUAUGGAGAGGCAGAUUCAGAUGUGACCACCUAGUCUGUGAUUUCACUCCUGUUCAAACUAAAUCUGUUUGAAAUCCGUUUUCAAAAUUUCAUUGAACAAUAUAGACAAGCAGAGAUGCUUUCAAACUGUUCCAGUGGUUUUCAACUUCAACUGUUGAACUAAAAAGACUUCUGUAUUUUUUUUGCAUUUUUUUUUCUCCUUUGUCGCUUUGGAUCAUGGGUCGUUCAUUUGGAAGUAUUACAUCAGAUUUUGAGAUGGAAGAAUAACAAUAUGGGGAAAAAGGAAAAUGAUAUUUUCCUUGGUGUAUAUUUUUUAUUGCUCAAUAAAGUCCUGAAAUCCAUAUGAGUGGAUGUGAAAAAAUUGUACAUUUGUCUUCUUCCUCCAAGAAUGGAUAUACAGUACAGAAUGCAGUUAAGUUUAUCAUGAUAGGAGGCAUUACCAAAGGUGUUCAUGAUUCACCACACAGAGAGUGAUGCUGAGCCAGCCAUAUGCACAAUGACACCUUCAGUCAAAUGAGCUUACAAUAUGUUUUGUGUAAUUUAUUCCAUGCUGCCAUUAUCUGUGAAUCACUCAUUAAAAUCAGUCAUAUAUGGGAAUAUAUGUAAAUUUUUCCAAGCUUCUUUUAUAUCAACUUUAGAGUGGCAAGGUAAUACAGAAUGACUUUUAUAAAAUGCAACUUUAAGUGGAUAAUGUUGUCACAACUAGCAUCUUUAAUAUAUACAGCAUUAUAGUUAUCAAUUAAGGUGAAUGUAUUUAAUCCAAAGCGAACAAUGAAUGCGAUUGACUUUUUCCCAAAGCCACAAUCUUUUAGCUAAUGCUUAAACCUGUGAUCCCAUCAAGAUAUGCAGUAAAUACAUUUUGCUGACUGAUUUUCUGGAGCCACAGGACCCAAAAAUGCAACCUUGGUAUCCUGUUAUGUCUCUGGUCACCUGGCAUAUUUAAGUCUAAUAUUCAUUCUCCUUUUAGGUUUUGGUCUCUACCACCUCCUGAGGGAAAUAUCGUGCUCUGUAGCUGCUAAAUUUUCCAUUAUGUUCACCAGCUAGUUGCUAACUUUGUCAGUCUGUCAUUUGGUGCUGAAAAGUCAGUAUACAGUGGGUUUUAAUAGCUCUUUUAUUAAAAACAGUUGCCUGAAACGAGAACAAUAAGAGUGAACCAAAACUGCAAAGAUGUAGGCCAUAAUACCAAAACAAUGGGCUGAAAGAUGUUAUAAAGCUCUGUUGAACUGAGGGAAACUGCAGAGUCAGGUGAUAUUCUGUGGUUUCAUUACUACGA